GGUCGCUGCUGAGACUGAGCGGAGCCCGGCCGGCUGCGGCAUUGCGGAUCCCUUUGGAAGGCAGACCAGAUCAGUGCCACAUCUGACAGCCGUCGCGACCCUCACUCUCUCCCCCCCCCCCCCUCCAGAGACACCUUUACAUCCCCUCCCGACAGAAAGACCCUCACCUCUUGUCCUUGACUGAACAGCAGCAGCCGACGGUAAAAUGCCCAGAGAGUUAACGAGGAACCCGAUGCAGAAAAUAUGGAUGCCUUACAAAGACGAACGGCCCGCUGUACCAUCCCAAUUUUGUCGUUCCGUAAGAUCGCUCGUGUGGGGUUUCAGCCAGUGGACGAAGCUCUUCAAUGUUCCUGUUGUAUUGCCAGCCUCUGCCUUGCCUUUGUGCGAUGUUACACCCAACAGUUUCAUAAACUGAAGCAUGCAUUCCACAUCUCACCAACUCUCCCACUGUGAUUGUGAUGGUGGGACUACCAGCUCGGGGCAAGACCUACAUAGCUAAGAAGCUGACUCGAUACCUCAACUGGAUUGGAGCCCCAACUAAAGUCUUCAAUGUCGGUGAGUACCGUCGAGAGGCCGUUAAAUGGUAUCGAUCAUAUGACUUCUUUCGCCAUGACAAUGAAGAUGCUAUGAAAAUUCGGAAACAGUGUGCCUUAGCAGCCUUGAGGGAUGCAAAGUCCUAUCUUGCCGAGGAAGGUGGUCAAAUUGCAGUUUUUGACGCUACAAACACCACUAGGGAUAGGAGGGCGAUGAUCCUAAACUUUGCCGAAGAAAAUGGAUGGAAGGUGUUUUUUGUUGAGUCUGUCUGUGAUGAUCCCAGUGUAGUGGCUGCAAACAUCAUGGAUGUGAAAGUGUCUAGUCCGGAUUACUUGGACUGUAACAGGGCUGAUGCAAUGGAAGACUUCCUGAAGAGAAUCGAAUGCUACAAAGCAACAUAUCAGCCUUUGGACCCAGACAACUAUGAUAAGGAUCUCUCGUUCAUCAAGGUGAUUAAUGUGGGCAGGCGAUUCCUGGUAAACCGGGUCCUGGAUCACAUCCAGAGCAGGAUAGUCUAUUAUCUGAUGAACAUUCAUGUCCAUCCUCGUACAAUCUACUUGUGUCGUCAUGGGGAAAGUGAAUAUAACCUCAAAGGCAAGAUUGGUGGUGACUCUGGGCUAUCUUACAGAGGAAAGAAGUUUUCCACAGCAUUAAGAACGUUUUUGGAGGAGCAGAACCUAAAAGAUCUCAAGAUCUGGACCAGCCAGCUGAAACGGACCAUUCAGACGGCUGAGGUUUUUGGAGGCCAUUAUGAGCAGUGGAAGGCACUGAAUGAAAUAGAUGCUGGCGUAUGUGAGGAUCUGACCUACGAAGAAAUAAAGGAGCGAUACCCUGAAGAAUACUCCCUCCGUGAACAGGACAAAUAUUAUUACCGAUACCCGACGGGUGAGUCUUACCAGGACUUGGUACAGCGCCUGGAACCAGUUAUUAUGGAACUGGAGAGACAGGGAGAUGUUUUAGUCAUCUGUCAUCAAGCUGUCAUGCGCUGCCUUCUCGCCUACUUCCUGGAUAAAAGUGCAGAUGAGCUGCCUUACCUCAAGUGUCCUCUUCACACUGUACUCAAGUUGACGCCGUUUGCUUACGGUUGCAAGGUUGAGUCUAUCUUUUUGAAUGUGGAGGCAGUAAACACACACAGGGAUCGCCCAGAGGACGUUGGUAAGAAGGGAACAAACCCACUCAUGCGGCGCAAUAGUGUUACUCCUCUGGCCAGCCCAGAGCCCAACAAAAAGCCGAGGAUUGAAGGCCUAGAGGACCCUGUGGCCUCAUCUUCCUCAGCCAUGCCCGUCUGUCUGGCUUCCGAAGGGUCCACACCCCUGCCUGGGCAAAAUGUAAGUGAGAUGCCAAGACCCUCAGAAGCUGUGGUGACACUCUCUGUCCAAGAAUGAAACACUUGCUUUUGGGAGGUUACAUAUUGCUCUGAAACCAUCCCCCUCUUGUCGAGAAACACUGGAUUCCUUGUUCUGGAUAUCAACUGUUUGGAUGCAUUGGAGAAGAUGGAUUAUGGAUUUAACCUGAGAACUUUGACCACUCUAACUCUAUGAAUGUCUUGCUACUGUAAUAAUGUGCAAGUGCUUCUACUGAACAAAACUUGUUCUUCUGGUUGUAAAUAGCUAGGACAUCUCGUUGGAGGGAUAUUGUGUGUACAUAAUGUAAAUAGCUACAAUAAGGGUCUGACUCUAUUUUCCUGUGUUAAUCAUAAAUUGUACAGUCUUUAAACACAAGAACACCUCUGUUCCUGAAAUGUUCACUACAAUAUCAUGGAGGUGUUUGUGAAAGCAGUAACUUCAGAAUGCUGGAGAUUUGAAGUUGGCAUGCAGCUAGUUAAAUGAAUUAUGCACAAAUAUUUAUGGGGGAAAACUAGGAUUGUCAUGUGACCAAUUUUGCUUGUUAUUUCACUACCUUUUUUUUGUGAAAUGUGGCUGUUGUUAAUUGUUCCUAAAUGGUUCAGCGUCCUGACCAGACAGAACCUGGGAGCCAUUGGGAGUGUGUGACUGAACAUGAAUGUGUCAAUGUACCUGUUUGUACAUCGCAGUCCUGGCAGAGAUUGGAGUGUGAUACAUCUCCAAGUAAAUGGACAUUGGCUUCCUUGGAACAGGAGAGUUUACAUGCUAGAAUAUGAAAGUGAAGGCAUUGCUUCCACUGAAAAGGAACUUGAGUGAUGGGAUUAGCAAUGAUUUUUCAAGCAUAUCUGAAUUGAACUCCAGCUGUAUAACCUUGCAUCUAUUGCCUGCUCUCACUGUUGGUUUACAAACCUGAUGGUAAUGAAAUGUAUAAGCUUGAUGUUCAUGUCCCCAUUACCACUUUGGCAUGAGAUGCAAGGUUUGCCAACUGGAAGUCAUCACCAAAUACUUACUGCCAGUGAUGGGUUAUGUGAGUGCUUAUUGUGAAUGUGUGCAGUCUGCCAAUUGACAGUGCAAUUACUGCAGAGCAUCAGAGGACUCUGACAAUUACCAAAGGACCUAGUUUGCACCCUCUUUGUUCAAUGUGUGCUGAAGUCGUCUUUCAUUAACUCUGAUUGUUCCAUUAGCUGAUGAGGGCAUGGUGUAACCACAGUGCCUAGUGCUUUUAUCUUGCACAGCAGGAGUUUAGCAGUAUUGAAGUGGUUAGAUGGGGGGUGGGUGGUUGGGGGGGGGGGCUUGAAAAUGCACUUGAGCAGAAGCCUAUUGGAAUUCUUUCUGUUGGCAGAUCACCAACAUGAUCAUGUUUUAUCCCCUCAGUGGUGAGCAUUGUUGCACACAUUUUAUUUAUCUGGGUGUUUUAGUUUUGAGUUGGGGGUGUGAGGAGGAGGAGUUUGGACUGGGGGGGAGAAGGGGAGGUUUGAAACAAUUUUAAGCAAUGUUACUUCGUUGGAGUGCAGCUUUAGUGGAUGCUGGGUUUGCCAUUCACCAAAGCACUUCUAUAGUAAAGUUCUCAUUUCAAUUGAAUGGUGUCAUUAUUUUCUGACUUUGUGGAUAUGGAUGGAUGAACAUGCAAGUUGGUAUGAUUUUGUAGUUAUUUGAUAGUGUUAAUUUUCAUGUAUUUUGUAGUACUGAUUCUGUUCUAACAGGCAAGUUUACUUAAGGUUGUUCAGAACACAAGGAAACAUUUUUCUCUAACUGCUUGGCAUGUUGCAUCUACUGUGUAUGUAUGUGAUUGCCUUCUGAGAAAGUUAGCUUGGUAGCAUCAGUAAACACAAGGUACACCUUUUACUGAAUAUGCAGAAUUUUGCAGUUGCUGGACCAAUAAUAAAAUAA
This is a messenger RNA of Pristis pectinata (smalltooth sawfish), 3767 nucleotides long. RefSeq names its product 6-phosphofructo-2-kinase/fructose-2,6-biphosphatase 3 (gene pfkfb3). Lineage: Eukaryota; Metazoa; Chordata; Chondrichthyes; Rhinopristiformes; Pristidae. The transcript has 16 exons. The record is from RefSeq and is a predicted model, not a curated record. Gene Ontology annotation, cellular component: cytosol. Gene Ontology annotation, molecular function: 6-phosphofructo-2-kinase activity; fructose-2,6-bisphosphate 2-phosphatase activity; ATP binding. Gene Ontology annotation, biological process: fructose metabolic process; fructose 2,6-bisphosphate metabolic process. Bases 459 to 1919 code for a protein of 486 amino acids.